UAAAACCCAAAACAAUUCAUUACCAAUCCUCACAUCAUCUCCCCCAAAGCCAGCCAUAACCAACAAACAAGCACUCCAUUUCUGCAUAUUUAUCUCAGAUACGAGGAUUUCAGAGAUCAUGCCAUACCAACAUCAACAACAUGACCAUCACCAGCAGCACAAGAACCUGUCAACAAUCCUCCCCAAGCGCAUAAUCUUGAUGCGUCACGGUGAGUCCGCCGGCAACCUAGACACUUCCGCCUACACCACCAUCCCCGACCACCAAAUCCAUCUUACCUCGGUUGGCCUGACCCAGGCCCACCUCUCCGGAGCCAACCUACGCGACCUUAUCUCCGGCUCCUCCUCUUCCCACUGGCGCGUCUACUUCUACGUCUCCCCCUAUGCCCGCACCCGAUCCACGCUCCGGGAGGUAGGCCGUUCCUUCUCGAAGCGCCGGGUCAUCGGGGUCCGAGAGGAAUGCCGGGUACGAGAGCAGGAUUUCGGGAACUUCCAAGUGGAGGAGAGGAUGAAAGCGAUCAAAGAGACUCGAGAAAGAUUUGGUAGAUUCUUCUAUCGCUUCCCCGAGGGCGAGUCCGCUGCCGAUGUCUUCGACCGCGUUUCCAGUUUCCUUGAGUCUCUGUGGAGGGACAUAGAUAUGAACAGGCUUCACCAUGACCCUUCCCACGACCUGAAUCUCAUAAUUAUAUCACAUGGGCUAACCUCACGUGUCUUCCUCAUGAAGUGGUUCAAGUGGACAGUUGAGCAAUUUGAGCACCUAAACAAUCUCGGGAACUGUGAAUUCCGAGUGAUAGAGUUAGGGAGUGGUGGAGAAUACAGCUUAGCAAUCCAUCACACAGAGGAUGAAAUGAGAGAAUGGGGACUCGACUCUGAAAUGAUAGCGGACCAAAAAUGGCGAGCCCAUGCUAACAAGGGUGCUUGGAAUGAAAAUUGUCCCUGGUAUCUUGAUGCUUUCUUUGACCAUCUAGCUGAUUCGGAUGAAAAUGACGAAGACGACAAAACUCCAAAUGAUGCUUCAAGCAUAUCUGCAUAGGUUGUCUGACAUUUAAGUUGACAUUCUUUUUGUUCACUUGAUCGUAGUUUAUGCAUAGUGAAUCUAAAUAGUGGAAAAGAAAUUUCAAUGUU
Messenger RNA from Juglans regia (Persian walnut), 1122 nucleotides. RefSeq names its product phosphoglycerate mutase-like protein AT74. Gene Ontology annotation, molecular function: phosphatase activity. The transcript has 2 exons. Bases 119 to 1030 code for a protein of 303 amino acids. The record is from RefSeq and is a predicted model, not a curated record. Lineage: Eukaryota; Viridiplantae; Streptophyta; Magnoliopsida; Fagales; Juglandaceae.